AGCCUAGCUAGACGUGCACUACUACCGCACUAAAGAGUUCAUGUGUUCGCGAAGUGCUCAUGGUGAGGCAGUUGCCAUUUUGAAACCCAAAUCGUUCACAGUACACCCGCCCUGAAACCUGGAACUAUGCCGCGGGGCCGGCCUCGCAAACUGAGGGAUAAAACCAACGACGGAACAGAGGGUAUAUCUGGAGCCAAGCAGGACUACAGCCAUGAAGAUUCCAAGGACAACAAGUGCACCGUCUGCUCCCAGAGCUUCACUACUGAGAGCCAGCUACAGAGGCACCAGCGCAACCAUGAGGCCAACGACAAGCCUCACCGGUGCGACCAGUGUGCCCAGACGUUUAACGUUGAGUUCAACCUCACGCUCCACAAAUCCACACACGCCACCUCCAACCCCACCUGCCCGGUGUGCCACAAGAAGUUCUCCCGCGUGGCCAGUCUCAAGUCCCAUAUCAUGCUGCAUGAGAAGGAGGAGAAUCUGAUCUGUACAGAGUGUGGCGACGAGUUCAUUCUCCACAGUCAGCUCAUGCUGCAUCUGGAGGAGCACCGCAAAGAGCUGUCUGGGGCCAAGGUGUACACCUGCAAGACCUGCAGCAAGGAGUUCAAGAUGGCGGGCCAGCUCAAGGAACACACCAAGACCCACAUCAAGAUGAGGCCACUCAGCUCGAAUUCCAGAAACUACAAGAAGAAUAUUGAUCGCAGUGGAUUUACCAAUAGCUGUCAGCAUUGUGGCAAGACAUUUAAAAAGCCCAGCCAGCUCGUUCGACACACACGAAUACACACAGGCGAACGGCCGUACAAGUGCAGCCACUGUAGCAAGGCCUUCAACCAGAAAGUGGUGCUGCAGACCCAUAUGGUGAGGCACACGGGAGAGAAGCCCCACCUCUGCACCUUUUGCCCCGCUUCCUUCUCGCAGAAGGGCAACCUGCACUCGCACGUCCAGAGAGUGCACUCUGAGCUUACGGGAGUACCACUGUUCCCGUGCAUGGACUGUAGCUGUGUGUUCAAAAAGCUGGGCAGUCUCAACGCCCACAUCAGCAAGAUGCACAUCUUGCUCAUUGAGGAAUCGGCCAACACACAGGAGGUGGAGGAGUCGGGUCAGGGCGUGGCGGGGUCAGAGGGCAGCGAAGUGGUGACUGACGUGAUCCAGCAGCUCCUAGAGCUGUCAGAGCAGGUGACAGGGGAGGGGACCCAGUCACAGCCCCAAGAACAGACCAUCACCAUGGAGACGGCCAUUAACCAGGACAUCCUACAGCAAGCCCUGGAGAACAGUGGGUUGAGCGUGGUUCAGUCCCAGACCAACGGAGCGGCCAGACAGACUCAGAGCCUUGCCGCUGAGGGGGCUCUACCUGACAGUAAGAAGUUACCAGGCCAGGACAAAACCGCCAAGAAGGAGAAGAAAAGUAUCUUCAAAAAACCUGUACAGAUGCCAGGCUCCAUCAGGGAGGAGAACGGCGUGCGGUGGCACAGCUGCCCUUACUGCAGCAAGGAGUUCAAGAAGCCCAGCGACCUGGUGCGCCACGUCCGCAUCCACACACACGAGAAGCCCUUCAAGUGCAAGCAGUGCUUCCGCGCCUUUGCCGUCAAGAGCACCCUCACUGCCCACAUGAAGACGCACACAGGCGUCAAGGCCUUCGAGUGCCAGUGCUGCAUGAAGUGCUUCUCCACGUCGGGCAGCAGGAAGGUCCACAUGCGCCUACAUACAGGUGUGCGUCCGUUCCCGUGCCCUCACUGUGACAAGAUCUUCCGUACGUCAGGCCACAGAAAAACGCACAUCGCCUCCCACUUCAAGAGCCUGCAGCAGAAGAAGCACAAGUUCCCACGCAAAAUCCACAGAACCAAGGUGUCCAAGAGCAACCUACCUCUGCCUGAUAUCCCCCUGCAAGAGCCCAUACUCAUCACGGACCUCGGUCUCAUCCAGUCCCAGAACCCUCGCCUGGUCUUUCAGACAUACCUGGAGAUGGUGGACAAUGAUCGGCCAUACAAGUGUCCCUGCUGUAACAAGGCCUAUAAGAAAUCCAGCCACCUCAAGCAGCACGUUAGGUCUCACACGGGAGAGAGGCCGUACAAGUGUGUCCAGUGCAGUAAGGGCUUUGCCUCCUCGGGGGUGCUGAAGGCCCACAUCCGGACCCACUCGGGCCUCAAGGCCUACAAGUGCCUGAUUUGUGACACCACGUUCACCACCAGCGGCAGCCUGCGCCGCCAUAUGACCACCCACAGCGACAUGCGGCCCUACAUGUGCCCUUACUGCCAGAAGACCUUCAAGUCCUCACCCAACUGCAGGAAGCACAUGAAGACCCACAGGUAUGAGUUGGCCCAGCAGCUCCACCAACAGCAGAACCCGGAGCCUUCGCCGCUGGACGACCCCAUGGAUGGCACCACCGUGACCCACGACCUACAGGUGGAGCUGGAGGACGGCACCCUACAGCAGGAGGCUCCUCCCACGGUGGGCUCGGAGCAGCAGGGCAUGCUGGACCUGGGCCAGGCGCAGGUGGUGGACGGCGGCCAACAGGUGCCGCUGGAGACCCAGCUGAGUGACCAGCCCCUGGGACAGGAAGAGGACACCUUUGUGACUACCCAGCAUGCUCUGCCUCAGAAUAUUAGCCAGUUUGAGACACAGACACUCCCGCAGCCUGGCUUUGACCAGCAAACACUUACUCAAGGUUUCACCAUCACCGCGGACGGCUAUGCCCAGGCCCAGUUCUCCACAGUGCAGCAGCUACAGGACUCCAGCACCCUGGAGUCUCAGGCCCUGUCCUCCAGCUACCACCCCCAGAACCUGCUCCAUGUGCCCAGCCAAGAGGUGACGAGUGGCCUGCUCCAGGAGACUAGCCAAGGAGACCUCCAGCUGUCCGACCAGACGCAAGACUACCAAGACCCAGAAGACAGCGAGGACAACAGCAAGAGGGCUUACAGGUGCACCAUGUGUAAUAAACCUUUUAAGAAGUCCAGCCAUCUGAAGCAACACGUGCGCUCCCACACCGGGGAGAAACCCUACUGCUGCAACAUUUGUGGCCGAUGCUUUGUCUCAGCAGGGGUCCUCAAGUCCCACCUCAACACACACACAGGAGUGAAGGCCUAUAAGUGUAACAUGUGUGACACUUCCUUCACCACCAACGGCAGUCUGAACCGCCACAUGGUCGUCCACCUGAAGCCCUACAAGUGUCACAUGUGUGAGGACAGCUUCCGCAACAGCGUGCUGUAUAGGAAGCACUUGAAGAAGGACCACGCCGAAGUGGACAGAGGGCUGGAGGAUGAGGACGGCGAGGAGGAAGAGGAGGGUGAGCAGACCGUGAUGAAGAGGAACCGGGCCAACAUCAUAACCUUCACGGAGGAGCAGGCGGAGGAGCUGGCCAAGAAUGACCCUGGUGACGAGGCGUCGGUGUCGGAGAAGGUGCUGGCCCAGUCGGCGGCGGAGCGCGACCGCAUCAGCGAGAUCAAGGACAAGGCGGUGGAGCUGGAGACGGAGCCCAAGUUCGCCAACUGCUGUAACUUCUGCCCCAAAAGCUUCAAAAAGCCCAGCGACCUCGUCAGACAUAUACGGAUCCACACAGGAGAGCGUCCUUACAAGUGUGACAAGUGUGGGAAGAACUUCACCGUGAAGUCCACCCUGGACUGCCACAUAAAGACCCACACAGGUCAGAAGCUGUUCAGCUGUCACAUGUGCAACACGUCCUUUUCCACCAAAGGGAGUCUGAAAGUCCACAUGCGUCUCCACACGGGCUCCAAGCCCUUCAAAUGCCCCUUCUGCGAGCUCCGCUUCCGCACCUCAGGCCACCGCAAGACCCACAUCCAGUGUCACUACCGGCCCAGCUCAGAGAGUCGGAAGGCCAAGCGAGCGGCAUCGUCCAGAAGUAACCAGAAGCAGCAGCAGCACGCGGGUAACCCAGAGACCCUGCACCCUGUGGGUCUGCUCCAGGCUACCACCACAGACCAUAACAUCUACCUCCCAGCCAACCAGGUCCUCGCAGGCCAGUUUGAUCAGAACCUGCUGCAGCAAGGCCUGGUGGGCCAGGCUAUUCUGCCUACCUCCAUGUCAGCGGGUGGUGACCUGACAGUGUCUCUGUCGGAGGGUCUGGCUACUCUGGAGGGCAUCCACCUCCAGCUUACCUCUGCCAACCUAGUGUGUCCCAACGUCCAGAUCUCUGGCAUCGACACUAGCAACAUCAACAACAUCACACUGCAGAUUGACCCAGCCAUCCUCCAGCAGGGAGGUCUCCUCUCCCACGCCCUGACAGGAGACGGAGGCCUGACCAGCCACCCCGGUUCCCACCUCAUGGCCACGGGAGACCCCUCGGCGCCCGGCUCCAAUGUGGUCCUGCACCCGCUCACCAGCCUGUCCCUGCAGCCCUCCGUCAUCGGCCCCGGCCACGUCACCAUGGGCAGCCUUGGCGAGCACGACAACACAGGCUCUCAUCAGGACCUGAGUCAUGUGAUGAGUGGUCCAGGCCUGGUGUCCAGUGGGGCUCAGGAGAUCACUCUGACCAUCAACAACUCCAGCCUCACCCAGGCUCUAGCUCAGGCCCAGGCCAACGCUGCUGCUGGGGGCAACACUGCUGCAGGCAACCACCCCCAGGAGAUCACACUCACCAUAUCAGGUCAAGACCUCCUCCAGCAGCACGGCGCCCCUGGUGGCGGAGAGAUGAUUGGCGGGAUCAGGCUGGCAUCCCACCAAACCACAGGUGCCACCCUCACCAUGUGCAAUGACCACCUCCUACCUCAAAGCAACGCGGGCCUGACUGUCACCAGCCUGCCGCCUAGCACCUCCCUAUCACAGACGGCUGGCUCCCAGAGUCUGGUGAUGUCGUCAUCGAGCAUGGCCAGCGACGGCAGCGUGACUCUCACACUGGAGGACACACAGGGUAUGCUGGACGCUCAACCUCAAUUCACGCUCAACUUCAACGCACAGAGUCAGCAGUACCAAACUAUGCUCAGUGACCAGGAUCUCUCAGGACAACAGGCCGGCUCCACCCAGCAGGUCAUACUGGUCAGUCACCACCCCCAGGCCACUGAGGAACAGCCCGACAAUAUUUACAGGCUGUCAGAGGAGGGCCAGGUGGUGGAGAAGGAGGACCAGGGGGAGAACCAGAAGCAGAACCAGUGUUUCUACUGCAAUCAGGUGUGUCAGAGCGCCAACACGCUGCGACGCCACUGCAGGCAGGCCCACGGCAAGGACCGGUGCCACGUCUGCAGAGUGUGUGGCAAGGCCUUCAAAAGAGCUACUCACUUAAAGGAGCACGAGCGUGUCCAUCAGCGAGGACCCUCACUGGGCUCCCAAAGGCCCAAGUUCUUCAAAUGCUCCUCCUGUGACAAAGCCUUCGCCAAGCCCAGCCAACUAGAGAGACACAACCGCACACACACAGGUGAGCGGCCCUUUAAGUGUUCCCAGUGUGACAAGGCCUUCAACCAGAAGAGUGCCCUGCAGGUACACACAGUCAAACACACAGGGGAGAAGCCCUACAAGUGUGAGAUCUGCAGCAUCAGCUUCACACAGAAGAGCAACAUGAAGCUGCACAUGAAGAGGUCGCACGGCUACGGUCCCGAUCGGACCCAGGAGGUGACGUUGGAGCAGGGGACAGAGACUGGAGUGGAUGUCCCUCCCGAGCUGAAUGACAUGGAAGAGGUUGUCCAGGAGUCUUCUGGAGACUGGCACUGUGGUAUUCCCAACGUGUUCCCUUAGCCCCCAACUCAGAAUUGAAUUGACCUUCCCAGUUUAUCCCAGCAUAGACUCUUUACUAGGCGUCUGUGCACUGAUGAUACGAAGCACUGAUUUGGCCACAAGUAGGUGUGGAAAACCUACCCCUCAGAUCAACCACCUCCUUUCCUCACCUCUUUUUAAUUGCGUUGGACAUUUCUGCACUUUUUCUAAAGCGAUGCUGCCACGCACAUACUGAAAAUAGAAAGCGUGUGCGGCCGUACCUCUACAUACAUUAGGUCCUUAGCAGCAGCUAUUUCUGCCCAUUUCUCUUGUCCUCAGAUAUGCAUUAAAGGGACAAUCUGUGAUUGCUACAUCCAUUUUUUUUUUUUACUUUUAAAUUCAUGAUAUAUACCCAUUGAUUAUUGAAGAGUAUAACUUAAACAUGCCUCAUGAGCUUAGUUCAGCUUGUUCCUCUUUUUUUGUGAAAAAAACGAACAAAAAAACAAGCAACAAACAUAUUAUCGCCUCAAUAUGGUUAAAUCUAUCCUUUUCAUAUCAUGGUUGUUCAGUCCUUGCAUUCAUAGCUCUGUCUUGUGAAUUUGGUUACAUUUCUCCAGCUCCAUCCCUCAGCUAUUUACCAAAUCGGUGGCGGAUUGCCCGCUUUUAUUAUUGUUUGAACUGCAGAUUGUCCCUUUAAAGGCAGAGAACUGGUCCCUCCAUUGACUAAAUUGCUGAAUCAACCUGCGCUCUGAUUCUCAUUAGUAUGAGUCCCUUACGAGACGUUUUAGUCAAUAAGCUGUUUAGUAAUCAUACGCUGACCUCCCAGUACAGUUCACCAGUCGGGGCUGUAGCUAGCUGAGGUAGACUACCGGCGGUUUUAUCCCUAGACUGUUGUUUACUCUGUUUGCCAAUAAGAGGAGUGAACGCUAGAGAUCUGCAUGGCUGCACUGUCAGUCCUGCGGUACUGGUUCACAUCACCCUGUAGAGUAGAAUAACCACUCACCUGCCCCAUCCGGAAACAGCCCCCCCCCCCCCCCCCCCC
Molecule: messenger RNA, 6682 nt
Organism: Oncorhynchus kisutch (coho salmon)
Lineage: Eukaryota; Metazoa; Chordata; Actinopteri; Salmoniformes; Salmonidae
Product: zinc finger protein 236-like
Exons: 32
Coding region: 127-5682 (1851 amino acids)
Biological process (GO): regulation of transcription by RNA polymerase II
Cellular component (GO): nucleus
Molecular function (GO): DNA-binding transcription factor activity, RNA polymerase II-specific; RNA polymerase II cis-regulatory region sequence-specific DNA binding
Source: RefSeq, a predicted model, not a curated record